UUGUAACAUUAGAGCGACCUGAACUACUAAGCAAGUCGUAGUGUGAAGAUCUCCUAGUCAAAAUGCCCUUCAGCAUUUCCAGCCUUCCAAUUUCGUCGAACAUAGCUUGUGAGGUUCAUGAAAACUGCCCACUCUAUCAUGCGAUUCUAGAACCUUGUACCCAUGUUUACGGACAACUAGUUAACCUUUCUAUUCACCUGGAUCUGCGAAGACAUCAGGAGGUCGUGGGCUGAGAAUUCUAGGGUUAGCCACAUUCUACCCCGCUUUCAACCUGUCUACACCACAUUAUCAUAAACUGUCGGCUAUGUGCAUGAGGCGUCCCAAUGCGGGUGGGAACAGAGGUAGACGGAAAGCUGGCCUAGUAGAAGCCUACUAUUGACCCUAAGCAGCCCAUUGAAAAUCUAAGUCACUAGAAAUAUGUCUUCGUACAUGUAUGCGAAACUAGAGGAGAACCGUGAGACAAGGCUCGCAGACAUACUGCCCGGUAAGUUGGAUGACCCGGUUCGCGUCGCGUUCCGCGUCGCGACAAUCCCUAAUAGUCAGACCGCCUCCAAUAUUCCGGAGGAAGACUACCCUCAUUACGAAGCGCUGUCAUAUGCCUGGGGCCCAUUAACAGACACAGUCGACGUUCUCAUCGUGAACGGCAAUGUCUCCACCAUCCCCGUGACCCGGAACCUCGAGGAGGGACUGCGGCACCUCCGCUACGAGGACCGGCCCCGCACCAUGUGGAUCGACGCCCUGUGCAUCAACCAGGUAAAUCUCCGCGAGCGCAGUUGGCACGUCGCCAAGAUGUGCAACAUCUACGCUGCUGCGUACCGCGUUGUCGUCUGGCUCGGGCUCGAGGCCGACGAUAGCGCCUAUGCGCUCAAUGAACUAGCAAAGUUGGGCAACCAGCUCGAUGUCGCCUACAGCACCGAGAAGAUCACGAUCCUGUCGCCCGUCCACGGAGAGCCACCUCCACGCGACGAGACCACGUUAGAGUUGCGCUUCGGCAAGCGCGAGCUCAAGGCCGUGGCGGAACUCAUAAAUCGCAACUGGUUUGGCCGCCUGUGGAUCCGACAGGAGAUAUAUGUGGCCAGCUCGGCGUCGGUGCUAUGCGGCCGGACCGAGGUGCCGUGGGAGGCGGUGGCUCGCGGCUUGUUCUGUGUGUGGCAGUGGCCCAAGCGUGAUGUGCUGGAGGUGGAGGUGCUGAGCCAGCUGGCCGCCCGCCUUGACCUUGUGCGCCUGCUUGUCGACCGAAGUCGUCAUAUGACGUACAAGUAUCUACGCCGAGAGCUUGCGGGUGUCCAUUGGACUGACCCCCGUGACGCCGUCUACGCCGUCCAGGGGAUGCUGAGGCCCAAGGACCGCUCAAUCGGCGUUGUGCCCGACUAUUCACUGCCGCCCGCGCGUGUCUACACCGACGUCGCCGUCCGCGUCAUGCAGGCACAGGAGUCGUUGGAUGUUACGACUUCGUGUGACAUGGCCCAACACUACAUGGAGGGAUUGCCGAGCUGGGUGCCCGACUGGUGGACGCAUACAGAUAUGAAAAUGGAGGGCACAAUGGAACCGUACUGGUACGCGUCGGGUCCUAUAUAUCCAUUAUUCAGCUAUCUUGGAGACGGCGUCCUUCGCGUAGCGGGUAUUCGCGUGAGCACCGUCAAGAGUGUCAGUCUUAUGGAGCCGCGUCCCGGAGCCGAGUUCAACCCCGACUUCCUACGAAGCCUGCGGAGCCUCCCACUACUAGACGCUCUGGAACCCGGGGCAACGUACGUCGACGGCACGAGCCUGCUUGAGGGAUACUGCCGACUUUUCUGUUGCGAGCGCUUUGACGAGGAUACCAACCUCUACAGAGAAUGGGUCGCAACACGUGAUGAGUGCUCGGCGGCGCUACGGGAGAUUCUGUCAUCAGACAUGGCAGAUCCGCUUCACGACAAGGCGAGCCCGGGCUUCAAGCUCAUGCGCUUGGCACAUGCCUACUUGCGUGGGCGUUGCUUCUUCCGCACCACCCACGGCCACUGUGGCUCUGCGUCAGAGGCAGCGCAGCCGGGGGACCUGGUCUGUGUCUUUAUCGGAUCCAGCAGACCGUCGCUACUUCGGGCCGUGGACGGCGGCGCUAGCGGAUCGGGGGGUUCGAGAUGGCGGCUAGUAUCAGAUAGCUACGUUCCUGGCCUUAUGGCGGGUGAGGCAGUCCAUGGUCGCCUCCCUAGUUACUACAAGCCGACGCAAUGCCGGCCUCCUGGCGAUUCGCAUAAGUGGCGUAGCGGCAUUAGGGAUACACGGACGGGCGAUCUGCUGUGGCAUGGCUCGUUGGUUCGUAAGUUGCUGGGCCUCCCACCGGGUGGCGAUGAGGACGGACAUAGGCGCAAGAUCCGGAUCACUGUGGACGAGUUUCAGCAGGCUAAUGUACAAGUGGAAGAUUUUGAACUGGUGUAGACUGACACACUACAAUUAUUUUAAUUCGGAUAAUAAUUAACCUAGGGAAGAAUUUUAGCCGAGUUAACACUGAUACGAGUGGGAUUGAUCCGGCCUUUCCUUAGUACCUACCGUUGAGACUCAAUAGGUGUUGCAGAGUCAGUUUCCGGAAAAGAAAUUCUCUUAGUACUCCGACUAUUUCGAAACGCUUAUUCGCUAGCUCUAUGAUAUUGUCGAUGUACGACGUUUAGGACAGCCAGAUAGUUUGGUUCCGCCUAUGCCUAAUAGCCUCCAUCCGUCAUGUUAAAAACAACGGAAUCAUUGAGUAUGAGUGAUGCACCGCUGUUUCUGUCAAGAGUAGUACAUGUGAUC
Molecule: messenger RNA, 2766 nt
Organism: Xylaria bambusicola
Lineage: Eukaryota; Fungi; Ascomycota; Sordariomycetes; Xylariales; Xylariaceae
Product: heterokaryon incompatibility protein-domain-containing protein
Exons: 4
Coding region: 418-2415 (665 amino acids)
Source: RefSeq, a predicted model, not a curated record